Myiozetetes cayanensis is the source of this 3979-nucleotide messenger RNA. It is a transcript of the gene SIRT1, whose product is annotated as sirtuin 1. Gene Ontology annotation, molecular function: NAD+ binding. The coding region runs from base 1 to 2244 and encodes 747 amino acids. Lineage: Eukaryota; Metazoa; Chordata; Aves; Passeriformes; Tyrannidae. The transcript is spliced from 9 exons. The record is from RefSeq and is a predicted model, not a curated record.
AUGGCGGACGGGGACGCUGCGCUGCUCCGGCCGCGCGGCCCCAGCCCCGCCGGCCCCGGCUGCGACAGCGCCGAGCCCGCGGCCAAGCGGCACCGCCGCGCAUCGGGCACCGCCUCGGCCGCGCCGCGCCCCGACCGCGCCGACGAGCCGUCGCCCGCGCCCGCCGCCGUGCCGACCGAGCCGCCGGGCGAGGCGGCGGCCGCGGCGGCCGAUGGCGGCCGGGCGGAGCAGGAGGACGGCGGAGCGGCGGCGCCGAGCGGCGCGGAGAGCGGGGCCUGCCCGCGGGGCCUGCCCCUAGCGGAGCCGCCUCCGCGGCGGGAACGGGGGGAGGGCGCGGAGGCGGCGCCCGGCGAAGACGCGGCGGAGGCGGCCCCGGGCUGCGGGCGGGCGCAGUGUUCGAACGGGGCGGCCGCGGCGUCGGCCCCGCAUCCCGAUAACUUCCUCCUCAGCGAUGAAAUCAUAGCCAACGGCUUUCACUCCUGCGACAGUGAUGAAGACGACAGAGCCUCACAUGCAAGUUCUAGUGACUGGACCCCAAGACCACGUAUAGGUCCCUACACUUUUGUUCAGCAGCACCUCAUGUUGGGUACAGACCCACGGACGAUUCUGCAGGACCUGCUACCAGAAACGAUCCCCCCGCCCGAACUGGAUGAUAUGACUCUGUGGCAAAUUGUGAUAAACAUCCUUUCAGAGCCACCAAAAAGGAAAAAAAGGAAAGAUAUUAAUACCAUUGAUGAUGCUGUGAAACUUUUACAAGAAUGCAAAAAGAUAAUGGUCUUGACUGGAGCUGGGGUGUCUGUGUCUUGUGGAAUACCUGACUUUAGAUCCAGAGAUGGCAUCUAUGCACGCCUUGCUGUAGACUUCCCAGACCUUCCAGAUCCUCAAGCCAUGUUUGAUAUAGAAUACUUCAGAAAGGAUCCCAGACCAUUCUUUAAGUUCUCAAAGGAAAUCUAUCCGGGACAGUUCCAGCCGUCUCUCUGUCACAAGUUCAUAGCUUUGAUGGAUAAAGAAGGAAAACUACUUCGCAACUAUACUCAGAACAUAGACACACUGGAACAGGUUGCAGGAAUCCAAAGGAUAAUACAGUGUCAUGGUUCCUUUGCAACAGCUUCCUGCCUGAUCUGUAAAUACAAAGUUGAUUGCGAAGUUGUUCGAGGAGAUAUUUUCAAUCAGGUUGUACCCCGCUGUCCCAGGUGCCCCCCCGACGAACCGCUCGCUAUCAUGAAGCCCGACAUCGUGUUCUUCGGGGAGAACUUACCCGAGCAGUUCCACCGUGCCAUGAAGUACGACAAAAACGAAGUUGAUCUCCUUAUUGUCAUUGGGUCUUCGCUGAAAGUGAGACCAGUAGCAUUGAUUCCAAGUUCCAUCCCCCAUGAAGUGCCUCAGAUCUUAAUUAAUAGGGAACCUUUGCCUCAUCUACACUUCGACGUGGAGCUUCUUGGAGACUGUGACGUUAUCAUAAACGAAUUAUGUCAAAGGCUGGGUAGUGAAUACACAAAACUUUGCUACAACUCAGUAAAACUUUCAGAAAUAACAGAAAAGCCUCCACGACCGCACAAGGAGCUCGAAGUGCUCUCAGCAGAGCUACCCCCUACCCCUCUGAACAUUUCCGAAGGCUCCAGCUCGCCAGGAAGGAUGACUCCACCAGAUACUGCAGUGGUGUCUUCAGAACACCCACCUGAAUGUAAGGUAGAAAACUGUGAGCCUGCCUCAGAAACUAAAGGGACCUGCUCAGAGGAGAAGCUUCAGGACACACAGACGUCGGCAGAAAACCCUGAAAAUCCUGCUAGCGAGCAAAUGAACUCUGACACAAUGAAGGAAAACGGAUCUAACAGCGGAGAAAAUAAGGAAAAGAAUGAAAUACUGAAGAAGUGUUGGGUAAACAGAUCUGCAAAAGAACAGAUUAGCAAAAGGCUGGAUGGUACUCAGUAUCUGUUUCUAGCACCCAACCGCUACAUUUUCCACGGUGCUGAGGUUUACUCGGAUUCCGAGGACGACAUCAUAUCUUCCAGCUCUUGUGGGAGCAGCAGUGAGAGCGGCUCGUGUCACAGUCAGAGCCUGGAUGUGGAGGACGAGAGUGAGAUCGAGGAGUUUUAUAAUGGCAUCGAGGAUGAGGAUGCUCCCGACAGGGAAGAGGAACCUGGAUUUGGGGAAGAUGGAGCCGAGCAAGAGGAAUCGGCAGCUGAUGGAUCAGCCUAUACAAAUGAAGCUGCAGGGACUGAACAUCCAAGCAACGUGUUGUAAAGUGAUGGUUGACUGGUUACAGGAACUUUCCACCAGCAUUAGGAGCUUUGGCAUGUCAGAAUGAAUGUUUACGUCUGAAUUUAGAGCAACAGAACCAUAAGGAUGUAGUGUUUAUAAAUAACUAAAACAGAUUUUCAUGCUUAGUUUUUUACCUUUUUCAAUAAAAAUCUAUUACUGCACACUCAACACUAACUCAUCUUUUUUUUAAGGUACCAGGAUUAUCUAAACUGUCACUGUUCACGUUUAAGUUCAUCUGUCUGAUCAGGCAUCCAUGUAUAUAAUACAUAUAUUUGCUUAAUAAAUUUCAGCUUAUAUUAUUUUUAAACCGUUUUGAAAAAGCCAUUGGAAUGUUAAACUAAUAUAAAGGGAACAGCUAAUUUAGACCAAAGAAUGGUAUUUUCACACCUCUUGCUUUGUAACACUUUUUGGUUUAUUUAAAACCUUCUUAUGCUUCUGCUAAACCUUUCAUUCACGCCUAGUCUGUCAUUAAACACUGGCAUUUUCUAAGACCUACUGUGGCAGCUAAUGUUUUUUUCUUUUACAAUUACUUUGUAUGUUUGAGACAUGAAAUGCGAGCAGAUAGUGAAAUGGAAACAGGGCAGGGAGUACUUGAGGAAUCCAGUGAUUUUCAGACAGAUCAAGCAAGAAGUGCUGUGAAAAUGCUUUGUUGUCGAAUUGAAUUCUUCCUGUGGACAGCGGCGAUGUUGACACUGGCUCCUCAGCAAUUAGAACCUGGCAUUUAAACAAAAAGGAUCCCCCACAGCAAGAGUGUGUCACGCUGGGUACAGCAGUCACAUCUAGGGUAGUUUGCAUUAUAAAUAGCAUUUGAUACAUUGCCAAGGCUCUAAUGUGGAAGCAGAGUGCACAACAGCGUUUCUACCAGCAUGUGAGAAGGCGCAGAAAAUUAAGCUCUUCCUUUGUACUUGAUGCAACAAAACCAGGAGAAACUGCCUCAGCUACCCAUAGCCUCCAUUUACGCUGCCAAGUGGCUCAACGUGGAUUAACAACCUGCUGGUUUGAGGUUUCAGGCUGGGAAAGUCAUUUCCCAGCUGCUGUAGCUCCACCUUGCAUAUGAAAAGCAAAGCGGCUUCUCCCAUUCUGAUGUCUCAAGUGCUAGGCUGCCUUAAAACUGGAUGUUGCAAAUGUUCAUGUGCUGAUUGUUUCUAAGCCUUUAGAGCUAUUUUGUAAAGUUGCACAGUGCAGUAGUAAAUGAAACAGGAUUUUUCUAUAAACCACUUUUUCAACAUUGGCCCGAAUGAACUCUACAAUGUAGAUUAUUCAUAUACUUUGCUUUAAUAUUUAUUAUAUUUUGGAAGAUGUAUAGUAGCUGUUCUUGGAACAUAAGAUACAUCAGUUAAUAAGUAUUUAAGAACAGCCUCCUGUAUUCAUCAGGAAAUGCUGGCAUGUUGUCUCAUUGUCCAAAUUUAAUACAGCUCUUAUUUGGCUACACUAAAGAAUGCAAUAUGUUUAGUUUUCACUUGCAUGUCACAACGUAUUAGUUUGUGCUAUAGGAGAUAUUUUAAAUUGAAAUACUUUGUUUUAAAUUAUUUUUACAGUGAGGAUUGUUUUCUGCUCUUUUAUAUUGUAUAUAGUGUCUUUUAUGUAAUCUACUGGCAUAUGUUUUGUAGAAGACUGUUUAAAAUGACUGGCUAUCUUCCUGCAACUUUUGGAAAUACAAAACCAGUGUUUUAUACUUGUACACUCUGUUCUAAAGUCUAUUAAAACUGUCAUUUGA